Messenger RNA from Coregonus clupeaformis (lake whitefish), 6329 nucleotides. RefSeq names its product forkhead box protein P1-B-like. Lineage: Eukaryota; Metazoa; Chordata; Actinopteri; Salmoniformes; Salmonidae. The transcript is spliced from 20 exons. Gene Ontology annotation, molecular function: RNA polymerase II cis-regulatory region sequence-specific DNA binding; DNA-binding transcription repressor activity, RNA polymerase II-specific. Gene Ontology annotation, biological process: regulation of transcription by RNA polymerase II. The record is from RefSeq and is a predicted model, not a curated record. The coding region runs from base 542 to 2596 and encodes 684 amino acids. Gene Ontology annotation, cellular component: nucleus.
CGGACUUGGAACAUCAGAAAAUAACAACAUCCUUUUUUCUUUCAAGGCGAAUUAAAAUGUAAUAACAUUAGAAAGAGCUAGCUCUCGUAUUCGAGACAGAAGGUGGUGUGAAAGUCUAGAUUAUUUUACUGGUAACUGCGCUCUCCGUGAAUGCAGCAGAGAUGUCUCCUCGCAGUUAAAGUUAGUCCCCCAAGCGGAGUAAUAUUGGUAGUAUUUACAGUGUGAUUAUUGCAUGCGUUCUUGGUACACAAGAUCGCGUGUACAGUUCAUUAUCUCUAGCACAGAAUUGUCUACUGCGUGCACCUACUGUUGUCGAUUGGUGUCAUCUGUGAACUCCCGAUGGUCCCGCCCCUGAAGACCCUGAGCUGAAUUUUCAUUGGAAGAAUGGAAUGCCAGUCUUUCCUACAAAAGUGAACACGCCAGGAGACUCCAGUGGUGACCCCCUGUUGAGACAGAGAUCAAAGGCAAGGAGGCUGAAGUCACUACGCUGGAACGGAAGAUUGCUUUAAACGAGCAAGUCCUUGUAGAAGGUUUUUAAGUCAUGAUGCAAGAAUCUGGUACAGAGGCGACAAGCAACGGUCCAGCCAGUCAGAACGGAGCAGCAAGCGUGGAGGGCGGAGCCAGGGACACAAGGCCCAAGAGCGUCACGUCAGUGGACGUCACGGCAGCUGACCUGAUCCAUCUCCAGCAGCAGCAGGCUCUUCAAGUGGCUAGGCAGAUCCUUCUACAGCAAAAACAGCAACAACAACAUCAACAACAACAACAACACCAACAACAACAGAGCCAGCAGCUGCAGCUUCAGCAAGGCACCGGUCUAAAAUCCCCCAAAGACAAUGAGAAUCAGCCAAGCCUACAGGUUCCAGUGUCAGUGGCUAUGAUGACACCCCAGGUAAUAACGCCUCAGCAGAUGCAGCAGAUCCUCCAGCAGCAGGUCCUGAGCCCUCAGCAGCUCCAGGUGCUCCUGCAGCAGCAACAGGCCCUCAUGUUACAACAGCAGCAACUCCAAGAGUUCUACAAGAAGCAGCAGGAACAGCUCCACCUCCAGCUCCUCCAACAGCAACAUGCGGGCAAGCAGAGUAAAGAGCAGCAGCAGCAGGCCCAGCAGUUGGCCUUCCAGCAGCAGCUCAUGCAGGUCCAACAGCUCCAGCAGCAGCACCUGGUCAACCUCCAGAGACAAGGCCUGCUCACCAUCCAGCCUGGACAGACCGCCCUGCCCCUGCACUCGCUCACUCAGGGCAUAAAUCCAGCAGAGCUUCAGCAGCUGUGGAAGGAGGUGACGAAUUUGAAGGAAGAGAACAGCAGCAGCAACAAUGGCCGCCGCGGCCUGGACCUGUCCUCGCCACAACCCCCCAAGAAUCCCCUCCUCAACCAACACGCCUCCACCAAUGGACAGUACAUGAGCCAUUCUCUGAAGAGAGAAGGAUCCACGCUAGACGACUACCAACUGUCUCACCACAGUCACCCGCUCUAUGGGCACGGGGUGUGCAAGUGGCCUGGAUGCGAGGCAGUGUUUGAGGACUUCCAGUCAUUCCUGAAGCAUCUCAACAAUGAGCACGCCCUGGACGACAGGAGCACAGCCCAGUGUCGGGUACAAAUGCAGGUUGUACAGCAGCUGGAACUACAGCUAGCGAAAGACAAAGAGCGUCUGCAAGCCAUGAUGACGCAUCUCCACGUCAAAUCCACGGAGCCCAAACCCACCCCACAGCCACUCAACCUGGUGUCCAGCGUCACCCUGUCCAAGACAGCCCCCCCUGAGGCCUCGCCCCCCCUGAGCCUGCCCCAGACCCCCACCACCCCCACGGCCCCCCUGACGCCCCUGUCCCAGGCCCACUCCGUCAUCACCCCCAACAGCCUCCACCACAGUGUGGGCCCCAUGCGCCGGCGCUACUCUGACAAGUACAACAUGCCAAACUCCCCAGAUAUUGUCCAGAACAAAGAGUUCUACAUGAAUGCUGAAGUCAGACCUCCCUUCACGUAUGCCUCAUUAAUACGCCAGGGUAUCCUUGAAUCACCGGAAAAGCAGCUAACACUAAAUGAAAUUUACAACUGGUUCACACGAAUGUUUGCAUAUUUCAGGCGCAACGCUGCAACAUGGAAGAACGCAGUCCGGCAUAAUCUUAGUCUUCACAAGUGUUUUGUGCGAGUAGAAAACGUUAAAGGGGCUGUGUGGACAGUGGAUGAACUAGAGUUCCAAAAGAGAAGGCCACAAAAGAUCACUGGAAGUCCAGCCUUAGUGAAAAACAUCCAGACCAGCUUGGGCUAUGGUCCGGCUCUCUCUGCAGCCUUCCAGGCUUCAAUGGCAGAAAACAAUAUACCUCUAUACACUACUGCUUCCAUUGGAAGUCCUACCCUCAACUCCCUGGCGAAUGCCAUCCGAGAGGAGAUGAUUGGAGCGAUGGACCAUGGAAACAGCAACGGCAGUGACAGCAGUCCAGGACGCUCUCCCUUGCCAGCUAUGCAUCACAUUAAAGAGGAACCGCUGGACCCAGAGGACCACGAAGGCCCCCUCUCCCUGGUGACGACGGCCAACCACAGUCCAGAUUUCGAUCACCACAGAGAUUACGAUGACGACCAGGGCCACGAUGACAUGCUGUAAGGUCGGGCCCCCAGGGGCCUCUCCCAGAGGCAGAACUAACCUUAGUCAUCUGUGAGACGCCACAACGUCACAGAUAACACAGAUACAAGACUGCAGUCUCAGUCCUCUGAUCACAGCUAUCAAAUGUUUCCAAUUGACUUUUAGUGCCAUUAAAUACAUAGUGAAAAACAAAAGAAAGAGAAUACGUCCCACAUGGGAGUAUUUUUGAUUUAUAUCUACUGUUUGGUUUAAGUGAGCGAAAAUAAGAAAAAAAAGUAAUUUCUACUCAACAUGCGUUGGAUGGACAUGUUUGGUACUGGGGACUUCUUCUUGGUCAGCGUGCUAGCUUCAAAUCCAGUAUGGACUUGGACCUGCACUGUGCAGCCGUAUGGAUUGCAUUCAACCACACUGAGCACGGACUGCAGAGCGGUUCUCUCUCUCUCUCUCUCACACACACACACAAACACACACACAUGCCCAUAAACUCAAGAGAUAUUGAAUGGCGUUUAAUUUACACUGUGUGUGUGUGUGUGUGUGUGUGUGUGUGUCUCUGUGUGUGUGUGUGUGUGUGUGUGUGUGUGUGUGUGAGUGUGGAUUUAGUUCAUGGUCACUGCCUUCAAAACUUAAUUGGUUUGCUUCCAUCUAGGGUGGGAGGGAUGUUUUUUGGUGUGUUUUGAGGGUGAGGGGUUUAAAAUGUAAACUAUGUAUUUUUCAUUGUUCAUUGCUGUUGUUGUUGCAUUUGAUUUCUUUAACUGGUCAGACCUCAUGCCCAUGCUGUGGAGAUUCUGUAUGGUCAGCAUUUAAUGAUGGAUGUUUAGGAGUUCCUUUCUUGUUGUUUCCUCAUUUUUUUACAUGAAGCAGAAUGUCAAAUACCAAGUAGUAUUUUUCUGUCAUUUAUUCCACAUGCUUCAGAAUGCCACCUCUCUGACAUGUAGUCCAUCCCCACCCCAACCCCCCAAGCUCAUGAAGUCCAUCUGCAAUGCACUACUCGUAAUGAAGGCUCUCUCCACGCAUCAAUGAAGUUUAAUGUAAGAUGGGGAUGAAUGACAGAGAAAUCAUGCAGGUUAUGAUUUAUCCUCAUGAAAUUAUAUUUUAAAACAGCCCUUCACGGCAGUGCGUUAGCUGCAACCAAAUUUCUGAUCAUUCGCAAGCUCCCGGUUUUAGAAAGAAAAUGAAAUGUGAGGUGUGCAGUACAAUCAUAAUAUUUUAGACCAACUAAUUGUGAUUCCUGAACACAACUGUCAUUGUAGAUUAAACAUGUCUAGUUUUCCACACUGUAAUUUCAAUCAUGGAAGGAUUGUUUGGCCUUGCUUGAAGAUAUCAAAGUGAUUUUUUUUACCAUAUGCAUGACCAGUUGGCUCUCAAUUUCUUUUGUGAUUAUUAAUAAUUACACAUAUCAGAUGAAAUAUGAAUGUUCUUAAUUUAGGGAUAAUCCCAAGACUGGCAAUUAGGCCUGAUCAUUAUUUAAUUCCAGUAUUGGCAGCCAUGUUUACGCCCACACACCACAAGGUAACUGAUGAUCUGGGUACUGUUCAGGGUCAACAUCAGCAGAACCCAAUGACUAAGUCAGAGUAGUAAUGUAGGCCCUGCAAUAGGGUGGAUGGGAUUGAUGCUGAGGCUGUGAGGCUGAACACAAAUGGGCUUGAUCCUAGGUUUGGUUUAUGAUAUGAAACAGGCUCAUACAAAGACUCACAAACAUGACUUCUUAAAGACUGCAACCAACCACUUUGCAUUUUUUAUUUAUUAUUAUUUCUUUUUUUAUUUGUAACUUUUGUUUUUAGUUGUUGAUGUUUCUAAAACCUUGUUCUGUGACAACCAAAGAUAAACUACAAAGUAAAAACGAUGUUCUCUGUUCCAUGCAAUAGCAGAUAAGGCCAAAUAUCCUCCAUUCUCUCCCAUUGGAUGUGAAAGGAUCUAAAGAUGGAGUCUCAGCUGUGUCAAACCAAUGGCACAUUGAUUAGUGAGGACACUCCUCAAACUGUCUGACUGUCAUUAGCUUUAAAGCCAAAGGGGUCUCUUGUUGAGUGCAGUAACUGCAGGACUUUGCAGUGACCACAACUGAAAGGGAGAUGCAGAGUCAGACAAACAUUACCAAAUUAUUGGAACAUGUUCUUUGGGCCAAUGAGAGGAAAAGGCAUCACUCUGUCUAUCAGCAGCAGAUUACUGUGCAACAUAAGGGGAUGAAAGGAUAUUAUGAUCAUAACGAGGGUUUAACAGUAGACAGGAGAGCUUUGUAGAGAACAAUGUGAAAAGGAUUCUAUACUUCAACUGGACCACCCAAUGAUUCAAUAUUUUGUUUAAUUUUUUAUUCUUUAUGAAUUUGUAAACUUUCCAAUGAUUGUAUGCCACUUUUUAGUGAGUCCUGCUAUCUUGGCGGGAUUGUACUGUUCUUUGUUAACAUUGGCAAGGCUUUAUGAUUGUGUUUAGUUUCUGUCAACGUUUUACUUUUUAUAUUAAAAAACACUCCUGUCAACUAAUAAGCUGGGUACAAAGUAUUUUAUGGCAGUUAUUUUAACAUUUCACCAUGCAUUUACUAUUACAGAUGAAAAGGGCAAUCUGUGGUUUUCAGAAAAUUUAUUUAAUAUCCAAUAGCAGGCAGCUGUGGGAUGGGUCAGUAACAGCCGGACUGGGAUCGUGAGAACAACUCGAGCUCAUCCAAAGCUAGUCUUUUGCUGGUUUGCUUGGUAUUCUAAAGGGGGGAAAGCUGGUAGAUUAGAACAUUCUCAGUAUGUGUAGCUUGACAUUACUAAAGAUAAAAGCCUGCGACAACUGUACGCAUACCUCAGUUCAAACCUAUAGGGAAUGAUUAAAUUAAAAGAGAAAAAAAAACUCACUCAGUUGCACUUAGUUCUAUGUCUUGCAUGUGUAGUCUAAAACUGCGAUUUCUUUGUUGUAAAAAAGACUCGAAAAUUACACAACCUUGUUUUUCUUGAGGGUCUCACAAUCCAAACCGUAGGGCUUUUUUUGUGAAGAAAUCACCCAGCUUUAUUUGAUCCCAUUUUCCACAAUCUAUUGUCAUUAGUUUGGUGAUGGGCUUUCCAACAGUAGGGUGUACGUACAUGUCAGCCUUGUCUUAUUCUUGUCCUUUUCUUUCCUUGUCUCUUUCAAAGAUCAAAAAUGCAUUUGUGUUAUUAUUUUUGCUUUAUCACAACUGCUUUGUAUUAACUAUAAAAUAGCUAUGAAAAACUGCUGUAUGUAUUGGAAUAGCAAACUGUGCUGCAAAUGUAUUUUACUUAGUAAUCCUUGCUUAAAAAAAAGUCAUACAUGCAGGGUGGGGGAUUAUCCCAGAUUUGGGAUUUUAAACUGUAAAAUACAAAACAGACUUUUCUCUGUUAUCAUUGACCUAAGCAUUUUGUACAGAUUUUUUUCUGCCUUGUGUUAAGCUGUUUUUGAUACUUCCUUUUGAUGGUCUAACCACUGCCUUCUGUGGCUAUAUGUUAAACAUUACUGCUCAGAGAAAGGGCAGACAGGUAUAUUUCCUCUACAAGAUGGAGAUAUCUUGCAUGACUAAUUCCAGGGUCAAAGAGAUGAAAAAUAAUGGUUAAGUGGUCAGUAAUAAUAUUUGGGUGUAUCAAUCUAAUGAUAUUUUAUAUGAAACAAAUAGGAAAGAUAGGAAAAAUAUGCAGUGCCAAGAUGUAAAGAAUAUUUGUUAAAUGCUUUGUUUUUUUCCCCAGAGGAAUCCAUUCAUUCAUGCAUACAGUGAGGGAAAAAAGUAUUUGAUCCCCUGCUGAUUUUGUACAUUUGCCCACUGACA